Messenger RNA from Dichomitus squalens LYAD-421 SS1, 1215 nucleotides. RefSeq lists its product as uncharacterized. NCBI's taxonomy places the organism in Eukaryota, Fungi, Basidiomycota, Agaricomycetes, Polyporales, Polyporaceae. The transcript is spliced from 4 exons. The record is from RefSeq and is a predicted model, not a curated record. The coding region runs from base 1 to 1215 and encodes 404 amino acids.
AUGGGACACCUACCUGGUGCCAGCGACUUGGACAAGGUCGCGAUUUGGCAGCGCGUGUCCCAGAGAUCUGCAAAGUACGUGCGACGCUGCCUGUCUACCGACAUCGCGUACCGUAACCGCUCGCCAUCUCCACCCGACCGCGCCGCCAUCGCCGGAUGCAGGACGCCCGUCAGCAACCCGACAUCGCACGCGCGGCCGUCCGUACAGGCGAGCAACGACGUACCCCCCGCCAACGACGAUCCCCACCAGAACGCAAGCGGAAGAGGAGGGCGCGAGGCGGGCGCUGCCCUGUCCUUGCCGGCUGCCGAUCCUGGCCCAUCGCAUAUCCCAUCCCGUCCUGACGCACUCCCACUCCUUGUGUCGCCCCGCCCCUCGCGCGGCUUCCGCACGCCAGGCGCAAAGGGCGUCCGUGAAGGUACGUCGGCUCCGCGUACGAGUCGGCGUCUCGCCGUCCGCGGCUUUGUCGAGCGGCGCCGCGUGCCGUUCACGUUCAUCGGCGUGGGCUGGUGGACGCAGCUCUGCCUCCCACUUCCCCUGCGCAGCAAACAGUCGCCGCACUCAAAGAAGACGACACGAAAGGACAUCGGCAAAUAUGCCUCGGGCAUCCUCCCGGAAGCCAGAUCAUGGAAUCACGUGGCGAUCGUAUGGGAAGACGAGGUGAGCCAGGCCAAGGCGCAAACGCUCGAUGAGCGGCCUUCCGAUGACGGCGAUGCGCUCAAGGAGAAGCGGGGCCGUACGUUCCCAUCCCGCUCUACUCAGCGUCUCGCCAUCCACGACUUCAUCCAGCGGCUCCGCGUGCCGUACACGUUCAUCGACGUGGGCUGGUGGAUGCAGCUCUACCUCCCACCUCACCCGCGCAGCCGAUCGCCGUCGCCCUCGAAGGAGAUGACAUGGAAGGUACGUAGAGAUGGCAAAGCACGCCACAUCCUCACAACCAACGAGAAUAUCGGCAAAUCCGUCGCGCGCAUCCUCGCGGCCCCGACAACCCCAAUCGCGGCGAUCGUGUGGGAACACAACGUGAGCCAGACCAAAGCACGCGCUCGGACAGAGCCCGACACCGUUGGGCUCAAGGACAAGCAGACAGUCUCACUCAACUGCAAGAGCAACCGCCAUCAGUACACAUUCCGCACCUCCAACGACACUAGCGACACUCACCAUGACCCCACCACCACCCCGCAUUCGUCCGCCCUGCUAAUCCUCCCUACUGCGCAAUAG